GUUUCGGAAUGAUCUACGUGGGCAAACAGGUAGCCUGUUACAGAUGUCGAAGCGACUUCAUCACCCGCAUGGCGGAAGAGGGAGGAACCCAAGCCGACGUGGUUGCUGGUGAAGAAACGGAGAGACGAACAAUCCCUGCGCGGCCGAAAGCGCGUCCUCCUUUCCCCCGAGUUCCUCCAGGCCUCACCGGUCCCUUCCUCCUCCUCCUUCCCCAUCUCCGACGCGCGCUGAUCCUCAGCCGCCUUCUGCCGUACCUGGGCGGCCUCGGAGCAGCGCAGACGCAUCCUUGACAGGCGCCCGCUCGCCUCGCCACCUUCCCAACUGCGCCACUCGCGGCGUCGGCGGCUGCUGCUGCUGAGCGAGCGGCCAGGCGGCGACAGCAGCGGCAGCCCCGUUCUCUUUCCAGACCUCCUCCAGGCAUUGGCGGCUUCCGCUGCCUGUCCUCGGCUGGCCCCGUUUCUACAGGGAGAGGGGAGAGGCGCUUGCAGCCAGCGUCCCGCCUCCUCCUCCCACUCCCAUCCCGCCUCUCUCAAGCGACUCGCGCUGAGAGGUAAAUACAAGCAGGAUCUCAAAAUGGCGGAGCUGCCGAGUCCCGUACGAGGUGCGAUGGUGCCGCCGCCGCCGCCGCAGCAAGAGCCCUUCGGUGCCAGCCUGGGAGCGGAGACCAGGACCGCCCAACGCGGGUUCCAGCCGUCUGCCAAGCGCGUGAAGGGGCCAGAAGAGCGGGGCCUCAAGGGCCCUAAGCGCGUGAACGGAGAGGGCGGCGGUGGUGGUAACAGGCAGCCGCCGCCGCCGCCGCACACCCCGGUGGCGCCAACCUCGGGAGGUCACGGCAGUCCUGCCGUGUGGAGCUUCACGGCGUUUUCCCCAGGAGCCUGUGGGGCUGGGACGACCACAAGCGCCGGCGGGUCAUUCCUUUUCCCUCCUCAACUCCCCCACGCGUUGCUGCUGCCGCCGCCGCCGCCGCCCUCUUCCCACUCCCACCACUGCUCUGCCGCGGCUGUGGAGGGAGGAGGAGGAGGAGGGAGCAGCAGCAGCAGUAGCAGCAGCGGUGCCAGCAGCAAGACCAAGAGGCCCAAGGAAAAGCGGGACAAGGAGAAGAGGAAACUUGGGGCCCUGCCUGUCCCGGGGGCAGCCAUGGGGGGAGCAGCAGCGGCAGGCGGAGGAGGCCUGAGCCCAGCGGGUCGCGAGGAGAACGGCGACGUGAAGCUGCUGUUGCAGCAGCAGCAGCACCAGAAAGAUCAAAUUGUCAGAGACCGAAUCACAGAAAGGGACAAGGAAAAGCAGAAGGAAAAGAAGAAACACAGGUUAAUGUCUGACAUCAAGAAAGAGAAUGGAGAAAUGAAAUUAUUUCAGAAAAGUGUGAAGGAAAAACCAAAAACCAAUGCAGAAGAUCUACAGAUUAAAAAAGUAAAGAAGAAAAAGAAAAAGAAACAUAAAGAGUGUGAAAAAAGGAAGCGUCCAAAAAUGUACAGUAAAUCUAUUCAGACGAUCUGCUCAGGAUUGCUUUCUGAUGUUGAGAAUCAAGGCGCCAAAGGCAUCGUUGAUAAUCAUCUUAAACAUUUCAGUGGGAAAAAUCUGGAUCCCAAGAAGGACUCUGAGUACAAGAUACCAGAGAACAGUGAGUUUCCAUUUGUCUCGUUAAAGGAGCCACGGGUUCAAAAUAAACUCAAAAGGUUGGACACGGAAUUCAAACAGUUCAUUCAUAUUGAGCACCAGCCUAAUGGAGGUGCUUCAGUUAUCCAUGCCUACAGUAAUGAACUCUCCCAGUUGUCUCCUGUGGAGAUGGAGAGAUUUGCAGAAGAAUUUGUGGGUCUGGUUUUUAGUGAAAAUGAAAACUGCGCAGCUUACUAUGUAAUGGGUAUUGUUCAUGGGGCAGCUACUUAUUUACCUGACUUUUUAGACUACUUUUCAUUUAAUUUUCCCAAUUCACCAGUGAAAAUGGAGAUUUUGGGAAAGAAAGAUAUAGAGACAACAACUAUGUCGAAUUUUCAUGCUCAGGUAAAAAGAACAUAUUCCCAUGGUACAUAUAGAGCUGGCCCAAUGAGACAAAUCAGCUUGGUUGGAGCAGUGGAUGAGGAAGUGGGGGACUACUUUCCCGACUUCCUUGAUAUGCUGGAAGAUUCACCUUUCUUAAAAUGUACUUUGCCAUGGGGGACACUUUCUAGUCUGAAAUUAGAAAGUCGUAAAGAUAGUGAUGAUGGUCCAAUCAUGUGGGUACGUCCCGGAGAACAAAUGAUCCCUGUGGCAGACAUGCCAAAGUCACCUUUCAAAAGGAAAAGAACUACCAAUGAAAUAAAAAACCUGCAGUACCUACCUCGUACUAGUGAGCCUCGUGAAAUGCUUUUUGAAGAUAGGACACGAGCCCAUGCAGAUCACAUAGGACAAGGUUUUGAACGACAGACUACAGCUGCUGUAGGAGUAUUAAAGGCAGUGCAUUGUGGAGAGUGGCCUGAACAACCUCGUAUAACCAAAGAUGUAAUUUGCUUUCAUGCGGAGGAUUUCUUAGAGGUGGUUCAACGAAUGCAAUUAGAUCUGCAUGAACCUCCACUUUCACAGUGUGUCCAGUGGGUUGACGAUGCAAAACUUAACCAGUUACGAAGGGAAGGCAUUCGAUAUGCCAGAAUUCAGUUGUACGAGAAUGAUAUUUAUUUUAUUCCAAGGAAUGUUGUGCACCAAUUUAAGACAGUUUCAGCUGUGUGCAGUUUGGCUUGGCAUGUUCGGCUCAAGCUGUACCACUCAGAGGGAGAAAAUCAAAGCAUCCAUGAAAAAGGCCCACCAACAGAGCCUGCUUCUGUAGUUCUAGGACUUCAAGCUGACAAUGUAAUCCAUUCAGCAUACAAAAAUUCCUCUGAAGACACCAAAUUUUUAGGCAGCCUGCAAACUAAAUGUAUAAAACAGGAAUUUUCACGCACACAACAUGAACCCACUGCAUCUCACCGAAGUAAAGAGGAACCAUUUACUGUUAAUCUUCCUGAAAAGACAAUGGCACCAAAUCCUAUGGAAUGUCAGAAUGUUAAAGUACAGCUGGAUCAUGUUCAAUUGACAGGAUGUAAGUUUGAAACUGACUCUGAAUUUGAACCUGAUGACAAAGACUCACAAGACAGCUUGUGCCUUGGGAGUCUUGUGAAUCUAGAGGAUACAAGACAAAGUGGUUCAGCAUAUCCAAGUCUGCAUGGCAAACAAGAAGAUGACUUUUUGUGUUGAAGUUGCUGUAUAUAUGUGUUUUUAAAUUCCUUUUUAAACAUAAUGACAUAAUAAUGUAAAGAUGCUUAAAUUGUGUGAGGCAAGUUUGUUACUUGUCCUCACAUCUGUUACAGAAAAUAGUUUAUGUAGCUUUGUAACAUUCCUCAGUGCCUGUCCAUAACUGUGAAAGUAUCAAAGCACUUAGGGCCAGAUGCACUGUAAACACUGCAGGUGUAACAUAAAGAAGUCUUUAAAUAUGAGUUGUAGGUUUUAGAGUAGAGCUGACAUUUAACAUAUAUUUUUUGUAAGAUGAGCCAGAAUUCUUUUUGACAAUUCCAGGCUUUUCCAUAGAGCUUAUUUAUACCAAUUUUUUUUCUUUUUAAUGUCAGCACUGUAGUGUACAUAGCUUUUUUUUAAAAAAAGAAAAAUCUUUUUAGUGUGAUUUAUAUUGAAAUGUGAGCCACUUAAUAAAGGUUCAUAAUAACAACAA
Messenger RNA from Hemicordylus capensis (graceful crag lizard), 3676 nucleotides. RefSeq names its product round spermatid basic protein 1 like (gene RSBN1L). The record is from RefSeq and is a predicted model, not a curated record. The transcript is spliced from 8 exons. Gene Ontology annotation, cellular component: nucleus. The coding region runs from base 574 to 3207 and encodes 877 amino acids. NCBI's taxonomy places the organism in Eukaryota, Metazoa, Chordata, Lepidosauria, Squamata, Cordylidae.